GAUGGCAAAUGUAGUUUGGUGCAGCCUUAGAAAUUAACGUGAGGAAAUUGUUCAAAUUGGCGUAUUCUUUUUAUACGAUUUUGUGUGAAUGAUUGAUGUUUGCAAAAAAUAAUGUCCUCAAUUAUUAAGAGUGUGUUAGACUAUAUUAACGUGUGCCAUUAACAUUAGUUCCGCUUUGUUUUAGCCCGUACUCUUUUCGGUGUGACAGCAUUUUGUACAUGCUGCGGCGAAACUGUGACCGCUGUGUUAAAGAAGUCAGUCAUGCCGUUAAAUAUUCGCAUGUAGCUCCUCACUGACACAGUGGCUUUGGGAGUGGUAUAACCACCAUGGCUCGGGUUGUUAAAGUGUUUCGGACUUUGAGGAAUCACUGGAAGAAAUCCACACUUGCUGUGUGUGUCUUGUCCUACGGAGGCUACUGGCUGUAUGGUAAACAUUGUGACAGUGUGGUGCGCAGAGAGGCCUGCCUACUGGCCAGAGAGUUUGGACGCCAGCAGAUCGCGCCUCAGGAGGGACUGAAGAAAGCAACUGUGAUUCUGAACCCUUCAGCUUGUAAUGGGAAAGCCAACAAUUUAUUUGAAAAGAAUGCAGCUCCUAUUUUACACCUGGCUGGCGUGGAAAUUACAGUAGUGAAGACAGACUAUGAAGGUCAGGCUAAAAAGCUGAUGGAGUUUAUGGAGCAAACAGACAUGUUGAUCGUGGCUGGAGGGGACGGCACGUUGCAGGAGGUCAUCACAGGUUUACUGCGGAGACCAGACCAAGAGGCCUUCAGUCGUACACCAAUUGGAUUCAUUCCUCUGGGUUCCCAUAAUUCCCUGAGUCCAUCUCUUCAUUUCCUCAGUGACAACAAGGUCAAGGACAUUACAGCCGCCACGCUGUCCAUUCUGAAAGGAGAGACGGUACCUGUGGACGUGCUUCACAUUAAAGGAGAGAAGCAGCAGCCGGUCUUUGCUCUCAUUGGACUGCGCUGGGGAGCUUUUAGAGAUGUAGCAGCAAAGAUCAGCAAAUAUUGGUACCUUGGACCACUGAAGACAAAUGCAGCUCAUUGGUUUCACACCCUGAGGGAGUGGCCUCUGGUCCAGGACGUCUCGGUUUCUCUCAUGGCUCCCAGACCUCGGCCCCCUGACCUGCCCCCUCAGAAGCCCCCCAGGCCUAAUCUGCUGUACCGCAUCCUCUGCAGACUCAACAACUACUGGAGCCGUCCACCUGAAGAGCCUCCAAAACCAGAAGAACCUGAGAGGUGGGAGGAGCAGCAGCUGUCGACACCAGAGCUCUAUAUUCAAACCCACAACAAAAACCCAGUAGAGAAGCGGAUCAAUGACUCUUUGAUGAUCUGUGCUGAGCCACAAACCUUCACUGUGGGCGACUUCAUCACUGUUGGGAAUAAAAAAGUGAAGGAUCCAACACUUGUCACUGAAAACUCUACAAAACUGGAAGCAGGUGCUUGCCAGCUAAAGCUGCCUGAGGGCGCCGCCGGCUUCUAUAAUAUCGACAACGAGGAGUACGAGGCGAUGCCCGUGGAGAUAAGCCUGUUGCCAAGGAAACUACGCUUCUUCAUGAGUGCAGAGCGCAGAGAGCAGCUCCUCUCACAGCCACAGUGAUGACAGAACAAGACUAGAAAGGACUGACUUCCAGAGAAGCAGUUUGCCUGGACCUUCAGGUGGUUUCACCUGGUUCUAUUUUAACUCGCUUACAUAGAUUACAUUAAAAUAUGUUGUAUGGAAAAGGACCAAGGCUUUUCUGUGUUCAAAUCCCAAAUUCUUGUCUUUAAUUUCCAUAUAAAUAUAAAAAGCUUAGUGAAUAGUUUACAACUGUUAUCCCAAUAAAAAUCUCCCCUGUCCUGUUUAAUGUGA
Molecule: messenger RNA, 1850 nt
Organism: Girardinichthys multiradiatus
Lineage: Eukaryota; Metazoa; Chordata; Actinopteri; Cyprinodontiformes; Goodeidae
Gene: agk
Product: acylglycerol kinase
Exons: 14
Coding region: 327-1598 (423 amino acids)
Biological process (GO): ceramide biosynthetic process; protein insertion into mitochondrial inner membrane
Cellular component (GO): TIM22 mitochondrial import inner membrane insertion complex; mitochondrion
Molecular function (GO): ceramide kinase activity; acylglycerol kinase activity; ATP-dependent diacylglycerol kinase activity
Source: RefSeq, a predicted model, not a curated record